CGCCAGUUCUCAGAAUCCGCAAAGCUCAAGCUCGGUGCUGACGUCAUGCGGCGCGCUACGGUCAGCCCUGGGGCGAAAGGUACGUCUCCGUAGGCAUCCCACCGUGCUCCCCUCUAUCUCCUCCAGCUCACAAUGUAUCUUUUCGUGGUAGACGGUCCCUUGUUUCCAAGUGCACGAGCUCCGACGGGCAACAGCAGUCGUGGACGCAACGGCGGCCUUUUCUCGUCUUCUUCGUCGUCUUCUGGGGAUUCUGACGCCUCGGACGGAGAGAAUGAUAGUAACCAUAGAGUGGGCACGGUUCCGCCUAUGUUAGGCGCCAUGGCACGUAGCCGCUCGGCCAAUACGCAGUCGAAUUCCCUGUCUGGGGGAGAUUUCCGACGUCGCACCAUGUUCUCCACGUCCACGACGUCACUAAGCUCAUCUGCCAAUUCUGGAGACAAUGGGGGGCAUUCUACGGAGAGGAAGGGGCUGUUUGAGAACGAUGACGAUGCUGGGGACUCACUCGAGACGUUCCAUGAGCGCGUGAAGCUCCGUCAGAGCCAGAAACAGUCGGAGAUGAAGGCGCUUAAAGCGCAACUGGAGACAGCGCAGCAACGCGUUGAGGAGCUGGAGACCAGGCUCAAUGAAGCUAAUAAGGUGAAGGAGGAAUGUACCAUUCGCACCAAGGAGUGUCAACGCAUCAUUGAGAAGCGUAACAAGCAGCUGAUGAAGGCGAGCGAGAAAAUGGCGCGGCAUUCGGAGCAGUACGAACUGCAAAUGACCGAGCUCCAGACGAGAUUGGCAGCGAUAACAGCACAGUGCGAUCAGUUGCGUGCUGAUGCUGCGUCGACGGAGGAGAUUAACCGACGAGCGCGUGAGUUAAAGGAGCAGGAGCUGCAUCGAGAAAUUGAAACACAGAAUAAAAAACACGACAGGCUUUUUCAAGCAACGGAGGCGCGACUUCGGGAACAACAAGCUGAGAAUGCGGCGCUAGUAGAGAAGCUGCUCAAAGUGGAGCAUCAGUUGACGGCUACAGCACACCAAAAACCCACUGCGGCUCAAGUAAUGGCAAGUGAUGAGUAUCAGAACUUGAUGAAACGAUGCGAGGAUGCAGAGGCGAUCAGUCGAGGACUCAACUUUCAACUGGAGAAAGAACAGCAGGAGAAAAAGUACCUACGGAAGCAGCUGACAGCUCUUCAAGACAGUGUGGGGGCUAAGACAGCAGCGGCUACAGCGGCGUCCGUGGGAUUUUUUCCCGACGCAAUAUUGUCAGAGUCUAGAGAUGAUGCUAGUAACCCUAGGGACAGCAUUGCGACAGUGGUUGCUGAAGCAGAGCUCGCGAGUUUCGACUUCACAGCUGGUAAAGGGUCUUCGCCUUCCAGUCCAAUUGCUGUAGAAGCACCGCCAUUACAAGGAGUUAGUUCUCCGACAAGUGCUGCCUCAAGUCCCGGUCAUAGUCAGGGACGAUCGCGAGGCUUUUCUGCUUCGAGUUUCGCAGACGAUGCUCCUAAACCAAGGGAAGGCAAACGCCGUGCUGCGUCGGCUCAAACGAUCAAAGUCAGUAUGGAUCCUUCGGAAAAGCCAGUGGAGGACAAGACCACUGCAGCCAACGGCAAGUCAGUUGGUACUUCUGUGACUUUCUUUGAGAAACUUUCCUCUAGAUUCAAACGGGGUUCGUCUCCACGGAACGGAGUGAGUACUGCGAAAGGUGACGACGAUGGUGCCGAUGCAGCAACGACAGCUGAAGCUGGUUUUUCGUCACCGCUUCCUCCUCGCCAAGGAUUCGCUCACAGCAAGGUGUUGAAGGAGCGUCCUCGAAUGUACGUGGCGAAAUCUCCAUCCCACCACGAAGAUGAGUCCAGCGAUAGCAUCUUUGGUAGUGAGUCAUCGUCGAGCGAUUCUUCGGACGAAGACAUGCCGCCGCCACCGCCACCUCCUCCGAUUUCUGUGCACGAAGCGCCUCCACCGUUUAAUCCUCCGGUCCAUGUGGAUAUACCGUCGCAACUGAUUCCUCCCGAUACUGGAGCUGACGCAGAUUCAAGUAGCUUGAGUGAAUCGGACGACGAUGACGAUGACAGGCAAGAAUCACACGAGGCAUCCGACAAACCGACGCAGUUACCAACACAAUUUGCAGAUCCUUUGGCAACACGAGGGCAGACCGAAACGUCUGGAGUAUCGCAGUCUUUCAGUAGAGUUUCAUCAUCUUCUUCAUCUUUCUCGUCUUCUUCAGAUGACGACGCUGAUGAGCCUGAUGUGGAAAAAAGCCAGCCGCUUUAUGUCGAUGCUAAGAAGAUUGACAGUUUGUCGGAAUCCUCUUCUUCAUCCGAUUCGUCGUCCACGGAUGAAGACGAUAAUACUGUCAAAAUCAAGACCGAGGUUCACAGAAAGGUUCGAAAGAGCAGUAUAUCAGGUCAAGAUCGUCGCGACAAGCGCUCAUCUCGCUCGCCUACGUCUUCCAAAAGUCGAGAAAAGAAGCGAAGCUUAAGUGGAGGUGACAAUUCCCAUAGCGCAAGCAAAAGUCGCAUGAAUGACUACAUGGAGGCGCGAGCAAAAAAGCGAAACGAGAAGCUGAAGCGCAAACAAGAAAAGGAGCACGAAGAGACGAAAAAGAAGGAGGAAUACGAAAAGGAAUGGGAAAAGAUGGCUCAAGAGGAACGCGAACGAAAGCGCAAGCAGCAGCAAGCAAGACGUAAUGGAAGGCGACGGCCGGCGAGCAUGAAAACUGUUCGUGUUUCGCAGAUGCGGCAGCAGAUGAAUAGUAAGCAGCAGCAAAAGGAUCAGAAAGAACCCCAAGUAUCUUCUCCGCCUCAUCCAAAUGACUUGCCACGACCUCACGGAGAUGACAGCGUGGAUAUGGAUGGCCAACCUCGUCGUAACCCUCGGCGAAAGAGCGAGAGCAAGACAUCAGAGAGUGAGGCGGAGGAAGAGCGAAUGACGUCGACUGAGUCGCCACCGCUACCUCCCGAGCCUACCCUGGCUGACACAGAGCUAUAUCUUCGCCAACAAGCACGUUUGCGUGAACGUCACGAAUUGCAGAUGAAGAAGAAGCUUGAAGCUGAUGAAGCUGAUGCUGUUCGGGGAGAUAUCCAUCGGCGUGUGGAAAUGUGGGCAUUUGGCAAGGAACUUUUGCAUAUGAUCCUUACGUUGGACCAAAUCUCAUCGAACGAUGCGCUUAAGAAGUGCCAACUGGUGGUAGUGCAAUCUCCUGACGACGAUACCGUGCGCAAGGCCUAUCGAAACAUCAUUCGGGUCGUUCACCCUGACAAAUUGCGAGGAGCUACGGUUCCCGAGCAACUGGAAGCUAAAGAGCUUUUCACUGUGCUGAAUCAAGCCUUUGAAAAGUUCAAAAACCAGACGAGCUGAGUUGUGCACUGAAAUCUGGAAUACAAACCAAUAUUGAACAAGGCGAUAGCAGUGUCAAUUAUUCAGAUUCUAUCGACGCUACUGACUUUGGCGCUCAACAUUUGCUUUUGUGGCGCUGAUGAGGCGGUCGAGCUCGCGUACCAGGUAACUUUUUGCGUCAUAUGCUCCACUAGCCAGCAGCAAUUUCCGCUCGCGAAUUAACCGACCAAGCUCAGUGCCAGGUGGUUCGGCGUGGGUAUCUUCUGAAUCAUCUAAUUCACCUUGAUCUUGGUCUGUGUCGACGUUAUCCGUCGUUAAUGAGCCCUGGUGAUUAGCUAUAUGAGAGUUUGAAGACUCUCGUUCGCUCCGUGACUCACGUUGAUUUAACCGAGGGGUCGUGUCUGCACGUCUAGUUUCUACGUAAGAGGAUGCCUCCCAGUCGCUUGCAUUUCCAUAGGCGUGGUCAGAGUGAAAACGCGAUCCUGGAUGGUAAUGUUCACUUGGUGAUCGAGCGUCUAUCUGACGGCUCUGUGUAUGCCAGCACUUGCGAUGAUGGUGUGAUGAAGUCGGUUCAUGUGAACGCUGUCUAUGGGAGCGUCUUUUUUCGAUGUUGCCUCUCAUCUUAAACCCCUUCAAGUCGUCCAGCUGCUUCUUAAUCGCUCGAAGUUCGUCUCGAUCUCCAUCGAGUACGUAUCUUUCCUCCCGAGCGAUAUACUUGACGCGAAGUUUCUCCAACUCAUCCACUACUCGUGCUUCAUGCUUCUUCUUCUCUCGGGUUAGCAAACCAGCCAUUUGAUCCAGUUGGGAUUUCAUCUUCUCGACAUUCGCCUCAGCGAUCUCGCACUCCCGUUCUUUUGCCAUUUUCUGCUUUUCUAGCUCAGACACAUUACCCUUAAGUGCUGCGAUCUCUUCUCGAAGUUUGGACUCGGGAAGUUUUCGCUGUUGUUGGCGGUACUCGGUAAAAUCAGCUUCGACUUGCUUGGCGCGGCUCUCGGUAUCACCAAGCUGCGACUCUAGCAGUGAUAUACGUCGUUCAUACGCUUCAGUCUGUUUCUUUGCCAAUGACAGUGUAUGGCUUUGUUCGCUCUUCAAACGCCGCUGAAGAGAAUCAUAUUCAUCUCGUUUUGCUUCCUGCUCUCGCUGCAAAGCGGCCUCGGU
Phytophthora nicotianae INRA-310 is the source of this 4479-nucleotide messenger RNA. RefSeq lists its product as hypothetical. The transcript has 2 exons. Bases 133 to 3342 code for a protein of 1069 amino acids. NCBI's taxonomy places the organism in Eukaryota, Oomycota, Peronosporomycetes, Peronosporales, Peronosporaceae. The record is from RefSeq and is a predicted model, not a curated record.